UUUGACAUCUACUCUCGAUCUACCUAUGAGCUAACUCCAGAUAUAUAAACGAGCCGAACUUUUCUCCUAUCUAAUCACUGCUGUUGCUGGGUUAGCCUGCGAAAAUGGCGCCUGGGCUUGCGAGCUUAGUGGCACUGGUUCUGGCCAUCGUUCUUGGCUCGCUGUGCCUCGUCGCGCUCUCAGAGGACGAACAACUCGAGAACCUGUGGUUCGUGCGGCGCGCACAGGACGCGCCCCUGGUGUCGCACUACAACUACAUCGUGGUCGGCGGCGGCACGGCGGGGUGCCCGCUGGCCGCGACGCUGUCGGAGCAUUCCCGCGUGCUGCUCCUGGAGCGGGGCGGCCUCCCCUACCGCAACAUGUCGAACCAGCAGCACUUCACGGACGCGCUGGCGGACACGUCCCUGGCGUCCCCCGCGCAGCGGUUCAUAUCGGAGGACGGCGUGGUGAAUGCGCGCGCGAGGGUGCUGGGCGGCGGGAGCUGCCUCAACGCCGGGUUCUACACGCGCGCCAGCAACGACUACGUGCGCGCCGCCGGGUGGGACGCGCGGCUGGUGAACUCGUCCUACCGCUGGGUGGAGCGCGCGCUGGUGUUCCGCCCCGACGUGCCCCCCUGGCAGGCCGCGCUCCGCGACGCGCUGCUCGAGGCUGGCGUCACGCCCGACAAUGGCUUCACGUUCGACCACGUCACGGGCACCAAGAUCGGGGGCACCAUCUUCGACAACAGCGGGCAGCGGCACACCGCCGCCGACUUCCUCCGCCACGCGCGGCCGGGGGGGCUCACCGUGCUGCUCUACGCAACCGUCUCAAGGAUCCUCUUCAGACAGCAAGAGGGGGUGCCGUACCCGGUGGCAUACGGGGUGGUGUUCACCGACCCGCUGGGGGUGCAGCAUCGGGUGUACCUCCGGGACGGCGCCAAGAACGAGGUGAUCCUGUCGGCGGGGACGCUGGGGAGCCCGCAGCUGCUGAUGCUGAGCGGCGUCGGCCCACAGGCGCACCUCGAGGCGCACGGCAUCCAGGUGCUGGUCGACCAGCCCAUGGUCGGGCAGGGCGUGGCCGACAACCCGAUGAACUCGGUGUUCAUCCCGUCGCCCGUGCCCGUCGCGCUCUCCCUCGUGCAGGUCGUCGGGAUCACGCGGUCCGGCAGCUUCAUCGAAGGCGUCAGCGGCUCCGAGUUCGGCAUCCCCGUCUCCGAGGGCGCCUGCCGCCUUGCCCGCAACUUCGGCAUGUUCUCUCCUCAGACCGGGCAGCUCGGCACGCUGCCGCCGAAGCAGAGGACGCCGGAGGCGCUGCAGCGCGCGGCGGAGGCGAUGCGGCGGCUGGACAGGCGGGCGUUCCGGGGCGGCUUCAUCCUGGAGAAGAUCUUGGGCCCGGUCUCCUCGGGCCACAUAGAGCUGCGCUCCGCCGACCCGCGCGCGAACCCCGCGGUGACGUUCAACUACUUCCAGGAGGCGGAGGACCUGGAGCGGUGCGUGCACGGCAUCGAGACGAUCGAGCGGGUGAUCCAGUCCCGAGCCUUCGCCAACUUCACCUACGCCAACGCCUCCGUCGAGUCCAUCUUGACCGACUCCGCCAACUUCCCCGUCAACCUGCUGCCGCGGCACGUCAACGACUCGCGCUCGCCAGAGCAGUACUGCAAGGACACCGUCAUGACCAUCUGGCACUACCACGGCGGCUGCCAGGUCGGCGCCGUCGUCGACGACGACUACCGGGUGUUCGGGGUGCAGCGGCUGAGGGUGAUCGACAGCUCCACCUUCAAGUACUCCCCCGGCACGAAUCCGCAGGCCACCGUCAUGAUGCUCGGAAGGUAUAUGGGUGUGAAAAUUCAGGCUGAGAGAUGGAGGAAAUGAUUAAGAGCAAAUCGUUUCAGGAUGGUCUAGGCGGUGACAAUGCAAGCGACUCAUUUGUAACUGGGUACCAGCUUUAGAGUAGGCUUUAUUUUUCUCCAUACAUUUUACUCUUCUAUAGACAUAGCUCUAGUUUCUGAUUGUUAAUUCUGAAACCCUGACACCCCCUUGAGAUGCAUUGCUCAGCGUUUCA
Molecule: messenger RNA, 2040 nt
Organism: Phragmites australis (common reed)
Lineage: Eukaryota; Viridiplantae; Streptophyta; Magnoliopsida; Poales; Poaceae
Product: protein HOTHEAD-like
Exons: 5
Coding region: 105-1850 (581 amino acids)
Molecular function (GO): flavin adenine dinucleotide binding; oxidoreductase activity, acting on CH-OH group of donors
Source: RefSeq, a predicted model, not a curated record